CUAGGCGUUACAUAACAUUCCUUCAAGUUCUACCCCACCCUCUAAAACAACUUUGGAACUACCAUAGAUAAGAKUCAGUUAGCUACGAAAAAUUAUUCAACUACUUGCUUUUCAAAUCUGGUCAGACACUCAAAAUGGUCAAGGUUCUACUUGUUUUAACCAACCAAGGUAAGAUGGGUAACUUGGACAUGAAGACUGGYUGGUAUCUGCCAGAAGUAGCUCACCCAUAUUUGGUAUUCAAGAAUGCUGGAUAUGAGAUCAUUAUGGCAAGUCCAAAGGGAGGCAAUGCUCCGAUGGACCCUUCAAGUUUCGAGGCUUUUGAACAAGACGAAGAAUGCAAACCCUUUAGGAAGGACUUCAAUAUCAAUGACAAGGACAGCAGCUUUAAGGAUUCCAUUGCUAUUGACAAAGUAGAUUUGUCUGGCAUCGAUGUGAUAUUCUGUGCUGGAGGACAYGGUCCCAUGUUUGACUUCCCCAACAGCGAAGUCCUAAAUAAAGCUGUCGCAAGUGUGUAUGAAAAGGGAGGAAUUGUUGCUGCAGUAUGUCAUGGGCCGGCAGGUAUUGUAAAUACUAAGCUUUCAAAUGGAGAUUAUUUGGUGAAGAACCAAAAGGUUACCUGUUUCACAAACAAAGAGGAAGAGUUUGUCAAACUGGUUGAUCCCAUGCCCUUCUUACUGGAGACAAGGCUUAAGGAACAUGGUGCAGAAUUUCUAGCAGCUGAUAACUUUCAGGCCAAUGUGGUGAAAUCUGGACGCAUUGUGACUGGCCAGAACCCAGCAUCUGCCACACCUAUGUGUAAGGAAAUUGUGGAAAUGCUUAAAAAGUAGCCAAGCCAAGCUUUAUGUAUUAUGCAAAAAUGAACUAAGCGUUCAUUGUAAACUUGCAAAGUAUGUCUUGUUUGGAAAUAUCUUUUAUAAGAUAGCACUGUGUUAUUUCAUACCUAUUGAUAUAAGGAAAUAAAUACUCUUUAAACAAAAAUA
Molecule: messenger RNA, 980 nt
Organism: Actinia tenebrosa (Australian red waratah sea anemone)
Lineage: Eukaryota; Metazoa; Cnidaria; Anthozoa; Actiniaria; Actiniidae
Cellular component (GO): cytoplasm
Molecular function (GO): glyoxalase III activity
Source: RefSeq, a predicted model, not a curated record